Uranotaenia lowii is the source of this 2128-nucleotide messenger RNA. Its product is annotated as cuticle protein 19-like. The transcript has 3 exons. Gene Ontology annotation, cellular component: extracellular matrix. NCBI's taxonomy places the organism in Eukaryota, Metazoa, Arthropoda, Insecta, Diptera, Culicidae. The record is from RefSeq and is a predicted model, not a curated record. Bases 124 to 561 code for a protein of 145 amino acids.
GACCAGCAACAUUUCGAGUAUCGUCGUCGACCGGUUUGCUGUUCGAUUCAAUAGUUUACUUGUGCUUCUGCUUUUCUUUCGGUUGAAAGCGAGAAAACUACGGUUCACCAAAACAGUGUAAUAAUGGCUUUCAAGUAUGUGGUGCUUGCCUCGACCUUGCUGAUGGCGCUGGUGGCAGCCUAUCCGGGAUCUUACGAAGAGUACUAUGCCUCGGAGCACGAACAGCCGGCCGAAGAACAUCAGUACGGACAGAUCGCUCGGAUUUCGCUCGGAGAUAGCGGCCAUGGACACCACGACUUUGGCCACCACGAGGAGGAACACGUUGAUUACUAUGCCCCACCGAAGUACGCCUUCAAAUACGGCGUCAACGAUUUCCACACCGGUGACGUCAAGAGCCAGCAUGAAACCCGGGACGGAGACGUCGUCAAGGGCCAGUAUUCGCUAGUGGAACCUGAUGGCUCGGUGCGAACCGUCGACUACACUGCCGACAAGCACUCCGGCUUCAAUGCGGUCGUCCACAAAACGGCUCCAGUUGCCCACCACGGAGGAGAACACUACUAAAUGGAUUGGCUGAUCCAUGAUGUUUUCCCGUCUUCUGAUUGAGGAUCUGUUAAUUAGUGUUUUAUGAAAAUGAUUCAUCAUGUGAUUGUUGGGUUUGCCUUGUCUUACCAAAAAGUAGAUUUUUUUGCUUAAUAGGGGAAUGUAUUUGAAAAACUAUCAUGAAAGCUCUCCAAAACGGAUUGAUGACGACAUUUGGUCACAAGGCUUCCGGGGAUAAAAUCGAAGUUUGGUGCAAAAACCGUUGGUUGUUCUGAACUGUGAUACUCUUUGUUACUUGUUGUUACUGCUUGUUAGUGCUUUUCCAUUUUUCAUGAAUCCAUUUCAAAAUCGUGCAUAAAGUAGCCAUCUAACGAACGGUUUGUAUCAAGCUUCGAUCGAUCAUCGUGUGAAGGCCACUUUUAGACAUCGUAAAACAGUCUUCACAUGUGUUUUAACCAUGUUUUCCAGAAGCUCGCCAAUUUGUAUUGAACGAUAAACGGUCAAACGUAACGAAAGUGGCAACGAGUUGAUUUAUGUAAAUUAUUGACUACCAUAGGGAACGCGAGUUUUCAAAUCGCGACUGUUUAAAAAAAAAAUCGAACAAGUUGUUUGCAGUUGCUGCCUUUUCCUCAUACAAACAUUGGCCUUUUUUUAUUGAUUAAAUUAAAAAGUAGGUACUGGCACUUGAAAUCAAUAAACAAGCGAUGGAGUUGAAGUUUCCGCUAUUACUAAAUCAGUUUGGACGGGUUUGGAACCACAUUUCAUGACAACUCCAAAGCCAGGAAAUUUACACGGAAAUCUCGAUUCAAAACGUUUUUCUCCGGCCAUUCCUGCGCGUGUCAUUAUGUAACCAAUCUUCUUCAAACGAGAUUGAGAAAAACCUGCCUUUCAACUCCUUCGCUAAGCCAGGGCAAGUCUUACAGGAGAACGUUGAUCAACCACAACCGUGCCCCCAUCGAACGAGUUACCGGUGUUACAUUCAUGGGCGCCAUACAAAAACAAGCCUUGCCCAUCACUUUUCCUUUCGUUGAGCUAAUCUUCAAGUUAAUACCGCUUUUUUUUUCAAACCCCCCCUAAGUGUAUAAACUUCAGCAAAAAAAACAAACCGUGAUUCAUUUGGCGAAGCGGUUUUGCUUUUCAUUACCAACACCCAACACAAGUAUGAGAAACUAAGAAAAAAGGGAAAACCCCUUCUAGCUGCGCGGAGGGUUUGUAACUUGUGUGUGCAUAAACGGAGUCGGAAUACUCGCUUCCGACUUGAUGUUGUAUGUUGUAUUUAUGUUGAUAGGUGUUUAUAACUAUACUGCCCAGAGAAAGAUAGACAGAGAGAGAGAGAGAAAAAGAGAACUCUUACUAGAGUUGAUGAUGAUACCUCGGAAAGACAGUACAGACACGCACGUGGGCCUUAAGUCGUGUCUUUAGUUAGAGUGGAUCGAAUCAAUUAGAGCUAGCGAUGUUUUCAUUGUAAGACUAAUUACCAGUACGCGUUCCAGCCUAACUUUGUGUGGGCAGCUCUGACGAGCGAUUGAAGUAUGUAUAUGUAUGUAAAAAAGUAUAAAUAAAAUAAUUGUAUCAAAUAAAAUACCGA